This is a messenger RNA of Drosophila kikkawai, 2298 nucleotides long. RefSeq lists its product as uncharacterized. Lineage: Eukaryota; Metazoa; Arthropoda; Insecta; Diptera; Drosophilidae. The record is from RefSeq and is a predicted model, not a curated record.
GGCAGAAUGUUUACAGUAAAAAAUAAUGUUUGGGGUUUAGAAUCAGUUAUCAAUUGAAAUUCUCAGAGAAUAAAUACACAAUAUAGUCAAAACUCGAAUUAAGGGCGGCAAGAUGAUAGACAUCCUGUCGCUGCCUCGCCGGAACAAGGUGUCCGGUAAUCCGGCACUUUUAAAGAUGCUCUCCUCGUACAAGACCGGGCUGCCCAUCAACAGUCUGCCCGGCUGGGAGCUGAUACCCCUUAACUGCAAGCUGCCCAUGCUCAAGUGUCCUGGGAAUCAGGUUAUAUUCUCCAAGAAUAAGAUCGGACAAUCGUUCAAGAGCGGCAUGCAGGAGUUCGUGUCCUCGGUCACGGAGCACAUUCCCGAGUACAAUCCGCUGCACGACUCCAACCUGAAGACCUUCUACUCCAACGAGCGCAAUUUGAAGCGCCUGCGCGAGAACGGCGAGAUCACGGAGGACAACGAUGUGAUCUGCAAUCUGAAGGACUUCAACCGGCACCGCCAGGAGCUACACAAAUCGCAGCUCUACUACAUCCUGCAGGCGUACAAGAGGCGCGAGCAGGAGCAGUAUGAUCGCAUGCUGAUCGCCAAUGCCGAGUCCAUAACGAAGCGGGAUCACCAGAAUCUGGCGGCUCGCCACCAGAGCACCGACCAGGUGCUGGUCCGGAAGCAGCAGCUGGAGGCCGAGCGUCACGAGCGGAAGGUGCAUCUCCUGAACAUUACGUACGAGAAGUUCAAGCGGCUCGAGAACCUGGCCACCAUGCAGAACUUCCUGCUGGAGCACCGCAAGAUGCUGACGAACAUUCGAGUGGCCGCGCACAUCAGCAUGUGCCAGGACCUGCAGCGGAAGGAACUGAUCAAGCAGAAGAAGCUCUUCCAGUUCAAGAAGGACCGCUUCAACAAGAACAUGCGGCUGCUGAGGAAACAGCGACUGAUCAAGAACACCGAACACCAGAUCCAGUCCUGGCACAAGCGCUUGGACGAGCGCAUUGCCCAGCAGGGCCGCAUCAACUACCUGCUGCAGGACGUGGAGAAGGAGCGGGCGAAGUUCAUCGAGAGACACAAGGCCCUGUACAGGGAGAAGUGGCAGAAGAUUCAGGACGAUAUCAAGGAGCGCUCCCGCCAAUCCAAAGCCGCUCGCAAGCCCAAGAGGAGUGGAAAGCGGCGCAGGCCAAAGCGGCCACCUCCGUCGCAGGUGUCGAAGCACACCUUCUGCGACGAGUACGAGGCCACCUUUGAGGGUCUGCUGGACAACGAUCUGUGCUAUGCUCUGAAUGCCGCCAUUGCCAUGGAGGGCCAAACGCCGCUGACCUUUGCUCCCGAUGAUCCCAUCUACAAGGCGGCCCGCUACAUUCUCGAUCACAUAGUCACCGGCUUCAACGACGAUCUCAGCGAGGACGACUGUGCCCUUCUGGUACUCAGUUCACGCAUCCAGGAGUUUAUCUGCGAUGCCAAGAGAUAUGUGCACUCGAAAGCCGCCCAGAUCAUUGGCUUUGCGAGGGACCACUGCGCCAUUGAUGUGCCCACAUCGUUGACCAGGUCAGCGGCACCGCAAAAGAAUCAUUCGCGCGCCUCGCACGUAUCCUUCAGCGGCGUGGCCAGCACCAUUGGCGUGGGCAGCUACGAGAUCCAUCCGUUUGUGGAUGUCCGUCCGUGCUCGGACCGCAGGCCCACGCCGGCGGGUUCAUUGGCCUCGCUGGCGGUCAGCCAGAUUGGCGAGCGGGUGAUCCAGGACAGAUCGCGAAUGCCGCAUCUUAAGCGCAACCAGAUCGUGUACAUCGAGCACUAUCUGGUGAAGUUCAAGCGGGACUUGCUGGUGGGCCUGGACAAGUUGGUCUUUGCGGCCAUUCAGUGUCAUUUCGAGAACCAGAUGAUGGAGGUGCGCGAGGAGCUGCUGGCCCUGGACAGGAACUAUCUGUUCGAUCAGAUUGCCCGGGGCAUACUCAGCUAUGCAGUGAAUCCACUUAACUAUCAGGCGGUGCUCAAGCUGAGCGUGAGCGUGCUGUCCCACGAGGUCAUUUGGGAGCUGCAACAGACGAUGCUCAAGCCGGGCGUAGAUCCGCGUGGCAUGAACCAUCCCAUGUCCUGUGGCACAGAAAGGGACCGCGAGAAUCUGGCCCUCUGCAUUCCUUAGAAGGAGGAGGAGCAGCGGAAUUACCUGCCAACAAAUUUCCCGUGAUAACUGGCGACUCUUCCGAGUCCAUUCUUGUUUUUCUGGGUCAACAGAUCUACCAAAUUCCCUGUGCUGUUUGUUGUCAAUUUGUUGUUGAAUAAAAUAUGUUAAUUGUUGAGCAAAAA